This is a messenger RNA of Frieseomelitta varia, 3786 nucleotides long. Its product is annotated as endoplasmic reticulum transmembrane helix translocase. NCBI's taxonomy places the organism in Eukaryota, Metazoa, Arthropoda, Insecta, Hymenoptera, Apidae. The coding region runs from base 1 to 3489 and encodes 1162 amino acids. The record is from RefSeq and is a predicted model, not a curated record. Gene Ontology annotation, biological process: intracellular calcium ion homeostasis. Gene Ontology annotation, cellular component: endoplasmic reticulum membrane. The transcript has 18 exons. Gene Ontology annotation, molecular function: P-type ion transporter activity; ATP binding; ATP hydrolysis activity.
AUGGCGACUACUGCUUCGUCGCGGGUAGACGAACUCGUACAAACUGUUACCCUUCACAAUCCUCGAAAAUUGCUAUUCACGGGCUACGUUUUACCCUCUGUGAUACUACACGCUGUGUGGAUUUAUAGUUGGAUUUUUGUCUACGGAAUUGACGAAUAUUAUGAUGCGGGUUUAGUGGGUAUCGCAGCUAUUGGUGUAUUACAAAUUUUCAUAUGUUUAUGUUGCCAGUGGUCAGUGCAUAUACAUACUUUUCUUAAUUGUAGCUCGGCAAAAAAUCCAUAUAAAGCGAAAAUAGCGAAAGUAGUUCCUACUCCCAACAAUGGAAGUUCAGAACUUGUUAAACUACAUCAUUCUGAACAGCAAGAACCGUGGUUCAUAUUUCAAAAAACUAAGUAUCAUUGGAAUUCGCAUAAAAAAAGUUUUGAAGGCCUUCAGUUUCCAAUUAAUCAUUCUGUUAAGCAUUAUUGCGAAUGGAGAGGAUAUUUAGAUGAAAAAGAUAUUGCAGCAGCAGAGGAGAAAUAUGACAAGAAUAAGCUGGAUAUGGUGGUGCCAGAAUUUAGAGAACUAUUCAAAGAAAGAGCAAUUGCACCAUUUUUUGUUUUUCAAUUAUUUUGUGUAGCAUUAUGGUGUUUUGAUAAAUAUUGGUAUUACAGUAUCUUCACAUUGAUUAUGCUUAUUAUGUUUGAGUGUACGCUUGUACAGCAACAACUUCGAAAUAUGGCUGAAAUUAGAAAAAUGGGAAAUAAGCCAUAUACCAUAAUGGUCUAUAGGAACAGGCGGUGGCAUUCCAUGUUUACUGACCAACUAGUUCCUGGUGAUAUUGUAUCUAUAACAAGAUCUCAAAAUGAUAAUCUAGUGCCAUGCGAUAUGUUGCUUUUAAGAGGACCUUGUGUUGUUGAUGAGAGUAUGCUAACAGGAGAAUCAGUUCCACAAAUGAAAGAGCCCAUAGAAGAAAUUGAUGGAAAUAGACAAUUAGACAUAGAAACUGAUAAGCUUCAUAUACUUUUUGGAGGCACAAAAGUUGUGCAACAUACUCCACCAAGUAAAAGUGUAUCUGGCCUUAAAGCUACUGACAAUGGCUGUGUGGCCUAUGUUUUGCGUACUGGAUUUUCAACAUCACAGGGAAAACUUCUGAGAACAAUAUUAUUUGGAGUCAAACGUGUUACUGCUAACAAUUUGGAAACAUUUGGUUUUAUUUUGUUUUUGCUAAUUUUUGCAAUUGCUGCAGCAUCAUAUGUAUGGAUUAAAGGAAGUGAGGAUCCUACAAGAAAUAGGUAUAAAUUGUUCUUGGAAUGUACACUUAUUCUCACAUCAGUUGUUCCUCCAGAAUUGCCUAUUGAGUUAUCAUUAGCCGUUAAUACUUCAUUGUUGGCCUUAUCAAAAUUAGGUGUAUUUUGCACUGAGCCUUUCAGAAUUCCAUUUGCUGGAAAAGUUGAAAUAUGUUGCUUUGAUAAAACUGGUACUUUAACUAGUGAUAAUUUAGUCGUCGAAGGUAUAGCGGGGAUUGAAGGUAAACCGGAUGUUAUUCAGCUUUCUGAUGCACCUAUAGAAAGUAUUCAAGUACUCGCAACGUGCCAUUCUCUUGUGCAAUUAGAUGAUGGUAUUGUUGGAGAUCCUCUCGAGAAAGCUACGUUAAAAGCUAUUAAAUGGAAUCUCACGAAAACUGAUUCUAUGAUACCUAAAAAAGGACAAUCACCAGUCUUAAAAAUCGUACAAAGACAUCACUUUUCUUCCGCGUUAAAACGAAUGUCAGUCGUAGCAGGAUAUACGAUGCCAGGAUCAUCAGAAAUCAAUUACAUGACCACCGUAAAAGGUGCUCCUGAAAUUAUUAAGAAUAUGUUAUCAUCUAUUCCAGACAAUUAUGAUUCGACGUAUUUGUCACUUUCACGACGAGGAGCUAGAGUAUUAGCUUUAGGCUAUCGAAAACUUUCUGGACCUUUAUCUUCGCAGGAUUUAAGAGAACUGACGCGAGAAGACUUAGAAAAGAAUCUUAAUUUUGCUGGAUUUGUAAUCAUAAGUUGCCCACUUAAACCUGAUUCUAAAACUGUUAUUAAAGAGAUAGUGAAUGCUUCACAUUCGGUUGUUAUGAUUACUGGUGAUAAUCCUUUGACAGCAUGUCAUGUUAGCCGUGAAUUGCAUUUUACGAAAAAACCAGUUACGCUUAUAUUGACUGCAACUGAUGGAGAGUGGAUGUGGGAAAGUGUGGAUAGAAAAAUAAUCUUUCCUUUGGAAAUGAAAAAUAUUUCUCGAAAUAAAGAAAUAUGGCGAGAAUACGCUCUUUGCUUAACGGGAGAAGGUUUAGCAUAUUUAAAAGAUAACGAAAGAGAGCUACUUCGUAAAUUGUUACCACAUAUUGUAAUCUUUGCAAGAUGCGAACCGAAACAGAAAGAAUUUAUAAUUGUUUCGUUGCAAAAUUUAGGAUACACAACUCUCAUGUGUGGAGAUGGUACUAAUGAUGUUGGUGCUUUAAAACAUGCUCAAGUGGGUGUCGCUAUUUUAUCGAGUUUACCUGAAAGAACAUCUACUGAAAAACAAGGUAAUGUGAAAAAUGAACACAUUUCAAAUUCAGCAGUAACAAAUGGCCCAAGAAAUAAUCCAAGAGUUUCUGCUAAUACUAGAGCAAGAAUACAAAAAUUAUUGGAAGAGCUUGAAGAACAGUCUGUUAUAGUUAAGUUGGGAGAUGCUUCAAUUGCUGCACCUUUUACUAGUAAAAUGUCAUCAAUUCAAUGUAUAUGCCAUGUUAUUAAACAAGGACGAUGCACUUUGGUUACUACCUUGCAGAUGUUCAAAAUUUUAGCACUUAAUGCAUUAGGACUUGCAUACAGCCAAUCUGUCCUUUAUUUAGAUGGAAUAAAGUUCAGUGAUGCACAAGCUACAUUACAAGGUGUUCUUCUCGCUACUUGUUUCUUGUUCAUAUCAAGAUCAAAACCAUUAAAAACAUUGUCUAAACAGAGGCCACUUCCAAAUAUUUUCAACUUGUAUACAAUUGCUACCGUACUACUUCAAUUUGCAGUGCAUUUUAUCUCUCUUGUAUAUUUAGUUAAGGAAGCCACUUUACUAUCCCCAAAGAGUAAGAAAUUAGCAUCUAUAUUAGCUCCAAGUAAUUUAUCUAAUGACAGUAUGGCUUUGAAUACGAAUUUUAUUGACGAAGAACCUUUUGAACCAAAUCUAUUAAACAGUACAGUUUAUAUUAUUGCCAUGGCGAUACAAAUUUCUACGUUUGCAAUUAAUUAUCGGGGUCAUCCAUACAUGGAAAGUUUAUUACAGAAUAAAUCAUUAUUAUAUAGUCUUAUAGGCAAUGCUGCUGUUAUAUUGGGAUUAGCAUGUGGAUUUUUACCUGAGUUAGCAGAACAAUUUGAAAUUGUGGAUUUUCCAAGCGAUUUCCGCAAUAUUUUAGUUCAAGUAUUAAUAGCAGACUUUGUCCUUGCAUACAUAGUUGAUAGAGUCUGUUUAUGGCUUUUUGGAGAAGGAAGACAUCAAAAGCUGUGAUUAGUACACAAUUUCUAUAUUUUACUUUUAGCUCCAAAAGUGCGAAAAAUUAAAUAUAUAAGUUUAUUUUCUUGUUUCACAAAGAAUAAGUUUUAAUUAAUUAUUUAAUAUAAUUCUCACAUUUUAUAAAUUUAUUAUGAUUCAUGCGUUAAAUACAAUGCUUUUAAAAGACUGACCAAUAUAUAAUUGAGAAGUCAUUAACAUUCACAUUAAAAUUAAUCAAUUAAUUAAUUUAAAAUUAAUUAAUUUAAAUUAAUUAUUGCUCCUUAAAAGAUUUAGGAACAAUUCUUUGUGAAA